UUGCCUCGCUAUUUACACGUUGCAACAAACACCAACGCUUCCAGUGGUUUGAGUUCAUGACCUUCAGGCUCAGCCGCCGAUUGUUAGCACGUCGGGGUUAACGGGGAUCGUCCCGGGAAUAUUUGUUGUUGAGGAAUGGCUGGAUCAAGCCCCCUUUCAGUCUAUGCAUUGCGUUUGAGCCCUGGCGAAGAAAUUCUGACCUCUUUGAUAAUGUUUGUGAAGGAUAAGAAGCUGAAAGCUCCAUUUAUCAUCACUUGUGUGGGCAGUGUAACCAAGGCAACGCUCAGACUGGCAAAUGCCACUGCUUUGAAUACUAAUGAGAUCAUGCAUUUGAAUGAAAGGUUCGAAAUCGUCUCGUUGGUUGGAACUCUGAAUGAAGUGCCGCACUUGCACAUAGCUCUGGCGGACAAGGAUGGCAGGGUGAUCGGCGGGCACGUGUUAGGUGACCUGGAAGUCUUCACCACCGCCGAAAUAGUCAUCGGAGAAUCUGUUGGGCUUGAAUUCACCAGAGAGAUGGAUGAUCGUACAGGUUUCCUUGAACUUGCCAUUAGUAGACGCUCUAUACAGGACCAGUCCUAGAGCAGCAAUUUGUACCCUGCAGUUUAUAUGUCAGUUUUGUAAAAAAAAAACAUUGCAGUGAAUAAAUUGGA
This is a messenger RNA of Hypanus sabinus (Atlantic stingray), 650 nucleotides long. RefSeq names its product bifunctional protein GlmU-like. NCBI's taxonomy places the organism in Eukaryota, Metazoa, Chordata, Chondrichthyes, Myliobatiformes, Dasyatidae. The coding region runs from base 136 to 579 and encodes 147 amino acids. The transcript has 3 exons. The record is from RefSeq and is a predicted model, not a curated record.